Messenger RNA from Penicillium paradoxum, 891 nucleotides. RefSeq names its product coiled-coil-helix-coiled-coil-helix domain-containing protein. The record is from RefSeq and is a predicted model, not a curated record. The coding region runs from base 1 to 891 and encodes 296 amino acids. Gene Ontology annotation, cellular component: mitochondrial intermembrane space. Gene Ontology annotation, molecular function: protein-disulfide reductase activity. Lineage: Eukaryota; Fungi; Ascomycota; Eurotiomycetes; Eurotiales; Aspergillaceae. The transcript has 3 exons. Gene Ontology annotation, biological process: protein import into mitochondrial intermembrane space.
AUGUUCCGUCCCGCCGCUCGAGCGCUUGCCCGCGCGCCCGCUGUCGCAGCCCGUACACCAGUGAACAGACGAUUGAUAAGCACCGGUCCGACCAAGUCGAGAAGCUGGAAGAACACUGUCCUCCGGUUGGGCUUGGCUGGUGGUGCUAUCUACUACUACAACACUAGCAGUGUUUUCUCCGAGGAGCCGAAGUUCUCUGUCCUUUCUACAAUCCGGAAACAGACUGGCGACGAUGCCGAAGCCAAGACCCUCGAUUCCAUUACUCCCAAGAUUCGGGAAGAACGGGCUGCCGCACAGUCCAAGAAGAGCGAAUCCGCUGCUUUGGAAGGUGGAUUGAACCCAGGGGAGCUCCAGGAGGAGGCUAGCCAGGAGGCCGCAUUCAACCCGGAGACCGGCGAGAUUAACUGGGACUGCCCAUGCCUUGGAGGUAUGGCCCACGGACCAUGCGGAGAGGAUUUCAAGGCUGCGUUCAGCUGCUUCGUCUACUCCGAGGAAGAGCCCAAGGGAAUUGACUGCAUUGAUAAGUUCAAGAACAUGCAAGAUUGCUUCCGUCAACACCCUGAUGUCUACGGCGCCGAGCUCGAAGACGACGAUGAGCCUCAAGCCGAUGCUCCCGCCCCCUCCGAUGCUCCCGUUACCUCUGAUGCUCCCGCUCCCUCCGAUGCUCCCGCUCCCUCCGAGGCCCCUGCCUCCUCCGAAGCUCCUCCUUCUGCCGCCGAGUUGGAUGCGUCGUCAGAGCCUACCGAGAAGCAGGCCCGCGCCAAGGAUGUCAACGCCCAGGUGAAGGCUGAGGUCGCUGCUAUCGGUGAUAACGCCGAUGGCGAAUCCCUCAUCCCCAAGGCCGCACAUGACACCGAGGAGAAGAACCAGGCCACCGAGGCUCAAAAUUAA